AUGCCGAAACGCACGCUUUUCACCAACAUUACCCCUCUUCCUCCCCAGGUCUCGCGCGAGGUGGCGAUUGCCAUGCUUCACAACCACGAUGAAAUGAUAGAGCUGAACCCGCUAGUCAUCGAACAUCACCCGAUCAAAACUCCCAGAGAUGCUCCGGCCGACGAAUUCUUAGACUGCGCCUGGCAAGAGCUGACGGACAAGAUCCAUUACCUGCCUGGAGGCAUCGUCAAGGGGAAAGUCAGCUACAAGGCUUGCUUUCAUGACACUCCAUAUGGGCUCCAGACACACAUCUAUGCUCCCAUGGGGCUGGAUAUCCGGGAAAAAUGGUCGAUCGGAGGGUCUCUACCUGGGGAGCCUCCGGAGCCGCGAGAACUUGGUGUGGAUGUUCCACGAACGGGCCUUUACCUCCGCGAAGAUGGGGACAUGAGGUGCAACAUGUUGUUGACUUCAUUUGUUCGCAAGAACCUCGACAACUCACAUAAAGUCCUGGUUGAGCGUAUUCUCAAAAAGGCCGAGCGCGUUGAGGAACAAGUCCAGACCCUGGGGGGGCCCAUGACCCCUGUUCCUGAAACUCCUCGAUUCCAAUCCGGCUCUCACAUGUCGAAUUCGCAAAUCCUCAAUACACCCGCCAUCUACCAAAGACCCCUCUCUCCUCAGAUGCUGUCGCCGCAGCAAGACUUGGGUUGGCAGACAAUGGCGCUUCACCCGGCAUUCCGGCCCGACGACAAGCGAAUGAGCACCUACAGUCUACCUCCCUAUCAAGCGAAUGCCCAACAACAACGGAUGAGUUAUUACGCGCCGCUGAAGCAACCCGAUCCGCCCAAACAAUUCCUGGCCGAGCUGCCUGGUUCGACGUAUCACACAGGCCACCUUGCCCCACCUGCCCGCGAUACUCCUCCUUUGGAUCACCGAAUGAGCAUGGUGUCUGAACUGUCCGGGUCUGAAGGGACGCUCAUGGGCUCACCAAAUCUGCAGGCUCAAUCCGACCAGGGUAGCCUCGUGGCCGAGAAUUUUCAGGUCCGGAGGCUGAGUGCAAAAGACUUCUCGCAGGACGGUGACCCAUCGAUUGCGUCGGGUGCAUCAGGACAUCGCAGUGGUUCGGACCGGACAAGCGUCAUCUCUGAAUUACCCUCAUCACUGUAUACGGAGAACAGCCAAUUCGCCUCGAAAGAACUCAAGACUGUCGGAAACUACUCGUUAGGGAAACUCAUUGGAAAAGGCUCCUUCGGCAAGGUCUAUCUUGCCAAACACAAUUUGACAAAUGGCUCCAAGGUGGUGCUCAAGGCCUCGAAGAAGGACGACCCAAACCUCGCGAGAGAAAUUCACCACCAUCGACAAUUCAUUCAUCCUCAUAUCGCUCGACUUUACGAAGUUAUAAUAACGGAAUCUCUGGUGUGGCUAGUUUUGGAAUAUUGUCCGGGUGACGAGUUGUACAAUUAUCUAUGCAAGAAUGGGCCACUUCCCGUCGAGACUGUACAGAAGAUCUUCACUCAGCUGGUCGGAGCGGUUUCAUAUAUUCACAGUAAAUCAUGUGUUCAUCGAGAUUUGAAGCUGGAGAACGUCCUUCUCGACAAGAACGAUAACGUUAAACUCUGCGAUUUUGGCUUCACCAGGGAGUACGAGGGCAAAGCGAAUUAUCUGCAAACAUUUUGUGGCACUGUGUGUUAUAGUGCACCCGAAAUGCUGAAAGGAGAGAAAUAUGCGGGCGAGAAGGUCGACGUCUGGAGUUUGGGCAUCAUUCUUUACGCGCUGUUGAAAGGGGAACUGCCCUUCGAUGAAGACGACGAUGCUGCCACAAAGGCCAAGAUAUUAAAAGACGAUCCGGUCUAUCCCGACACUUUUCCGGAAGCCGCAAAGAUGUUAGUUUCCAAACUGCUCUCGAAGCGGCCUCUGCACAGACCAACCUUGUCAGAUAUUCUGGCAGACCCUUUUCUGUCGGACCAUGCACCUCAUCAGCAAGCGAUUCUGAAACUUUCACAGCCAGCGGCAUUCACCACCCAGUUAGAAAAGGAGACGCUUGAACGAAUGAAGUCUGCGGGUGUGGAUAUUGACAAAGUCAUCGAGAACGUACUUGCGCAACGUUGUGACGCGCUGGCUGGAUGGUGGGCAUUACUCAUUGAGAAAGAAACAAGGAAGCAAGCUCGAAGAGAACGCAAACGGAAGGAAAGAGAAGCCGAGUUGAAGAUCCUUAGGCGGUUGAGCGGUGCUAGUAGCAGAUUAGAGAGGAUUGCACCCACUCUGGUUGAGGUCGACGAAGAGCAUUCUCCUGGUGAGACCGAGGGCCGUCGGAGUAGCAGUCGAGGCAGGACACAGCGAAGGAGUACGCCUCAGAUAUUGGUCGGGGACUUGCCUCAACUUCCCGAAGGCGAUGUCAUAAAGUCUCCCGAGGCUGAAACACCACCGCCACCACCGAUCGAUAAAGACUCUGUGCGCUCUCGGAGCGGCUCUCGACCUCCCAUACCACCCAAGGAACGCAAACGCCGGAGCAGCACGCUACAGCUCGUGACGACGAAUCCCGAGUUACUGGGUCCCAUGAAUGGAGUGAACAAGAGACGAAGUGGGAGGUUCCGCAAUCGACAAUUUCUAAGCCAGCUCACAGCAUUGAAGCAGUGGAUAGUCGACUCCACGAAGCGAGCUAGGUCACCAGUCAACACCAGGGUGGUGGACAAAAUCUUGAAUGGGCAUUCCAGCAAUGACUCAAAAGCGACCCUUUCGAAAGAUUCUAAUCAAAUGAACAAGAUCACCAGAAAUGUGGCUGACGCGGCAAAUCCCAACAGAUCCUCGAACGGGUCUGCGCUGACCCCUGCCACCUCCAACUUCAAGCCUCUUCCUUCUGCGACAAACCCAGCGCCUCGGAUUGAUACAGCCCGUGCGAGACCUCAUCGCAACUCUCUCUCGCCCUCGCCCGUAACUCCGCGCUCCUCGUACCGACGCAGUUCCACAGGCCUACGGAGCCGGAAAUCGACAUCCUCAUCCGUCUCAUCGAUCCGCAGCAUGCCCCGACAUAACGCCUCUCACAGCAAAGCCUCUUCCCAAAGUUCUAACAGUCUCGACACGAUUCACAGCCCCACCAGCCGUACGGUUAGUCUCAACGGCCGCUCACCUCACCCCUCAAUAAAAGUCCUCCCAGUGACACCGACAGCCAAUGCUUUCCCUUCGAAUAUCCGUCUAGUCCGAACCCCUAGAGGCUCAGAUGCCGGCCUUCAACCCCGCCCGCUUUCUGGGAUCGGCAAUGACAUCCUCAAUCAUCCACCGGGUACACCGCAAGGCCACGGCUUCGGCUCAAAUGUCAUGUUCGCUCGACGGAAGAAGUCACCUUUCAAAGGCCCUAUGCUUAACUCAGCCUUUUUCUCCGCAUCAACGCUCCCCGCGGCAUUCGGAAGCCCUGCUAUUGUUGGCGCUGGGAGAAACCGUGAGGGUUCGGACGGGAAGCUCAACUUGGGCCUGAAGGAUUUUAUGAGCGGAGGUGGCAGAAGAGGCAGCAGUUCGAAGAGGAAAAAUCAGAUCAUCGAGGAAGAGGAAGAAGAUGAACAUGCUGUCAUCGGUGAAGAAGACGAGGAGGACGUCGAAGAAGUAGACGCAUUCCAGGCGGUUCACUUGAACAAGGGCGAAAGAUUGGACAGUAUUACGAUUUGGAGUGAUGCUGUUCCGGAAGGUGCUGCUGAAGAUGAUGAUGGGGACGACUACAGACGAAAGGAAGGUGUCGGAAUUUACAGCUGA
Molecule: messenger RNA, 3720 nt
Organism: Cladophialophora bantiana CBS 173.52
Lineage: Eukaryota; Fungi; Ascomycota; Eurotiomycetes; Chaetothyriales; Herpotrichiellaceae
Exons: 4
Coding region: 1-3720 (1239 amino acids)
Biological process (GO): protein phosphorylation
Molecular function (GO): protein kinase activity; ATP binding
Source: RefSeq, a predicted model, not a curated record